AACCCCCCCCCCCCCUCCCCUCCAAUCGGUCGAGCUAUUUACAUGCAGAUAGUUUCUUGGAGUCUUUUCGAAUUGAAUAUCGUUGGAUUACGUGAACGGAGAAAAGAGGAACGGGAAUUAAAUUUAGAGGAUCGUCUGACAGGAUAAACCCUAUUUCGCGUUUGUUUGCUAAAUACCAACUGCCUGGACCUGGUAGUCUCUUGAUCUGUCCUUUUAGGGUUUUCCUGAUGAUCAGCAGAAAUGUUAGCUUGCAUGCUAGAUAGCUACUUUAGAUAUACCAGACCAACUACAGUACCCAAAUCUUCCAUCCAUCCAAUACGGUCUUUAUGAAGUGCUGUGCUACAAUGGAUGAAGAAGAGUGGAACCAUCUAUACUUUAUCCUGUUCGACCCUGGGUAAUCUGCAAUGGCUGCACUAGAAUCUGUUCAUGAAUCGACACGAUGAAAUGUUCCCUGUAGUCUGUCCAGGAGGAGGGUGAACUGAGAGCAGAGUAAAUCCUUCCACACGUGCUGUGUUUGUGUUGGUCUAAACACUGGGUUUACACUGGGUGAAGAUGAGGAGCACCACCUCCAGAGGGCCAUCUCUGCUCAGCAGGUGUACGGGGAGAAGAGGGACAGCAUGGUGAUUCCUGUCCCCGAGGCGGAGAGCAACAUCGCCUACUACGAGUCCCUCUACCCCGGGGACUUCAAGAUGCCAAAGCAGCUCAUUCACAUACAGCCUUUCAGCCUGGACACAGAGCAGCCAGACUACGACCUGGACACGGAGGACGAGGCGUUUGUGACCAAGCUGAAGAAGAAGAUGGAGAUCACCUUCCUGCAGUUUGAGGAGAUGAUCGACCGUCUGGAGAAGGGCAGCGGCCAGCAGCUGGUGAGCCUACAGGAGGCUAAGCUCCUGCUGAAGGAGGAUGAUGAGCUGAUCCAGGAAGUGUUUGACUACUGGAGCCGCAAGAGGAAGUCCUGUCAGAGCGGCACGCUGCACCCCAGCGUCAAGCAGGAGAGGAGGGACGGAUCCAGCACCAGCGACCCCUACGUGGCCUUCCGCCGCCGCACGGAGAAGAUGCAGACCAGGAAGAACCGCAAGAACGACGAGGCGUCGUACGAGAAGAUGCUGAAGCUGCGGAGGGACCUGAGUCGAGCCGUCACCAUCCUGGAGAUGAUCAAGAGGAGGGAGAAGAGCAAGAGAGAGCUGCUGCACCUCACCCUGGAGGUGGUGGAGAAGAGGAACGGCAUGGCCGACUUUGGCGGUGAGAUCAUGGCGGAGGUGUUGGCCCAGAGAGCCCUGGCCAAGCCGGCCUACUCCGUCCCCCUGGUGCCCCUGACCAACAGCAACCAGUACCGACACCAGGACCACAUGGACCUCAAAGACUACAAGUCCAAGCCUGAGAAGACAGAGGUCGUCCGUCAGAAGAGGAAAUACGAGAAGAAGCCCAAAGUGUUGCCGCUGUCGUCUGGGGCCGCACACCACGCCGGGCCCUCGGUGUUCAACCCUAAAGACCUGAACCAGUACGACUUCCCCAGCUCUGACGACGAGCCCUACUCCCAGAUGCACUCUGGCUCGUCCGAGGCCGAGGAGGAGAACGACCCAGACGGUGCCUACGCCUUCCGCAGGAAAGCAGGCUGCCAAUACCACACUGCCCGGUCGGAGCGGGGCGGCAGCUGGCCGUGGUGCGGCCCGGCGGAGGGGGGCCCGGGGGACAAGCGGUACCGCUACUGCCUCACCACGCUCACCGUGCCUCGACGCUGCCUGGGCAUGGCCCGGCGACGCCAGGGUAGAGGGGGCAGGGUUCUGCUCGACAGGGCACACACGGACUACGACAGCAUAUUUCACGGGCUGGAUUCGGAAAUCCUCGACCGGCCUCCCCUCUCUCCAGUCCACAAGUUCUCCAGUACCUCAGAAACGAAUACCUCGGACCGACCUUCGUCAAACUCUUCCUCCUCCCCCUCCUCCUCUUCGGACCUCAGUCAGUUACUCUUGAAUAUAAAAGCGUGUCGCUGGAGGCACUUUAGGCCACGGACACUACCACUGCACCACCUAGACAAUGCAGACCCGCUCUUUAGGAGGCUGAGCCGGGGUUUGAUUCGAUCCACCUCCUCUACCUUCGGGGCCCAGGCGGGAGGGUCUGCUUCUCAGGGGAGAGGAGCCCCUGUUCCCACCCCUGUCUCCGUGUUCACAGCCCAGCAGUACCAGCAGCACCAGGAGCAGCUAGCUCAGAUGCAGCAGCAGCAGCAAGAACAGAUGCAGCAGCAGGCUAACAGGACCUCCACCACCAACAGCACACAGGGUCUGGUGUCUAAGACGUUAGACUCGGCCAGCGCCCAGUUCGCAGCCUCGGCCCUGGUCUCCACAGACCAGCUGCUGACCCUCAAGACCAAGGAGGAGGGGGUUCUGGGAACAGGAGUCAACGGAGUCCUCUCGCCCUCAGGUGUCUACAAGGGCCUGCACCUCUCCAGCACGCCCUCCCCCACCUUCCUCCACCCCUCCUCCACGGUCGCCCAUAGCAACAACAACGGCACCCCCCACCCCCUCUCUUGCACCACCACCACUCAGGUUCUGACGGGGAACGGCAGCAACCUCCGUCUGAGCGCCAGCGCCGCCAACGCCGCCGCCGCCGCCCUCAGCAAGCGGCACCACAUCCCCCGGGCGCUCAGCGCCGUGUCCACAUCCGCCUUAAAGCUGGCCGCCAGCGCCAACUGUCAGAUGCCCAAGGUCACCGCUGCCACGGGGGGCCUGGACAUGGGGCCCAGGGAGAGUCUGGACCAAGACAAGCCACCCCUCAACAGCCUAUCAGACAACACAGUGGCCAUGGAAGUGACGUAGCCCCGCCCCCCACCCCGAGACAGCUGGGACCCCGGGGGGGAGGGGGGGGGGGGCCAGGUCAGGUGCUAUGCAUUGUGUCAGAGAGAGAGACGCGUUGGAUGGACAGGAAACGGGCGAGGCACGCAGUUUCCGUGGCAACCGGGGUGGGUGGAGGGGGGGGAACUUAAUUGCAAUGCUCGUCUUGUAUACACACACACAAUUCUGCCCACCUCCCCCCUUCUCCUAUUCCCUAAUUUGUUUUUGUUUAUAAGAGAUAUCAAUGUCUGUAAAUUAUGAAUAUUGCAAUUAUAUGUACAGUACUGCAUAUUUGUAAUGCCCCCAAACCCCUUGUGUACAUGACAUGACUUGAAUACAGAAUUUGUUCAUAUGUGAUGUUUUUGCACUUGGGAUGAAAUUAAAAAGAAGAAGAAAAAAACAGUGACAUACUGGCAGUGGUGUGAGUCAUGCCCAUCAUGGAUGUUAUCGCCCGGGUGGACCCUCACGUUUGAUCUAUUUAUUGUGCCGUGUUUACAAAAGAAAACAAAACAAUUUUGUUUGUUUCUUUUACCUUGUUUUUUGUAUGUUGGACCAUCAUUGGCUCCCGUGCUGUGGUUAGGGUGUAGAUGUGAUGGAUCUGAACUUGUCUGUCGUUUUGUACGUGGUGAACACUGGCGGGCUAUCGGUAGGUGGGUUAUGUGGAGUCAGUCAGUGUUGGAGUGUGUACGUGGGGGUGGAGAGGAGAGGUUUGGUGAAGUUCUUAUCGGUUUGUCAGUGAGUAAUCAUUAUUGCGACGAUCUACCAUUCAAAAGUUCUGGAGACCAGUAACAACACAGGAUGUCUCUUUUCAGAAGUAAUGCAGCUUCUGAAGAUUUAAGCACUUUUUCUUUUUUUCUUUAUAAUUUUUUUCGAUGAUUCCCCUGCACCCCCACACAUUUUGUGAAAGAAAUCGAGUUAUUUUUGUAUCCCUCUUUUUGGAUAAUGAUUUUAUGUUCCUCAUAGAAAGACUUCAUUCUGUUGUUAUUCUAUUGUUCUAUUGUUCCAUUCUAUUGUUGAACCAAACAGGAAAGAAAAAUAACUAUAAGGGAUAAUAAUGCAGUAACCAUUCUACAUUUUUAUCAUUCCAAUUUAUACUUAAUGAAAAAGAAACAUGUAUAUAACAAAAAACAAUAAAUCUUUUUGUUCUUUUUUUCCGAUAUUUCCAGAAGGCUGCAAGACCUUGAAACACAAAAUAAAGUUUCUUGGUGCCUUUCUCUGGAGCGAGAAUUUUUUUUUAAGAAUAAAUAAAACAUGAGCUCUCUUCUGUGAAGAGUCUGGUAUUGAACAAGACUACAUAUAGAUUGAUGUCUGUACCACAUCCUGAACGCCUGUUCCUGUGGCCUGAUUGGUUCAUGAGGUUUGCAUUUGUAGACCCCACAUUCAAAGAGGGAUAAAAGAAAAGACACAUCAAAUCAAUACAAGAAAUAAAACAAACCUCCAGGGCAUUAUUGUGUUUGGAACA
This is a messenger RNA of Hypomesus transpacificus, 4293 nucleotides long. Its product is annotated as enhancer of polycomb homolog 1-like. Lineage: Eukaryota; Metazoa; Chordata; Actinopteri; Osmeriformes; Osmeridae. Gene Ontology annotation, biological process: regulation of transcription by RNA polymerase II. Gene Ontology annotation, cellular component: piccolo histone acetyltransferase complex. The transcript is spliced from 16 exons. The record is from RefSeq and is a predicted model, not a curated record. Bases 618 to 2816 code for a protein of 732 amino acids.